AUGGGUGGUGCAGAAAUUACAAUCAAAAUUAAGUACACGAAUCCAGAAAGCGGUGAUGUAGAGAAUCGUAAAUUGGUUGUAUCGCAGUCUAUUACGUGGCCUGAAAUCGAAGAACAGCUCCGUGACAUGUUUAGCAUCCCCACAGCCAAUAAAAUUGGGCUAAGUUAUACCGAUGAAGAGGAUGACUUGGUUGUUAUCUCGUCAAAUGGUGAAUUAGCUUCCGCUUUGGAUAGUAACUAUAACUCGAAACCGUCAAUUUUGAGAUUUGAGUUGGUGGUUAAGCAACCGAGUGCGGGAAAGAGUGAAGCAUUUAAAUUUGGAAAGGUAGAUACAGAUGACGAUGCCAUCAAAGCCACGGAAUCAAUACUGCACACUUGGUUCAACGAACAUUUGCCGACUAUCAUCGAGAAAGUCGCACACGAAGUUAUUACAAAAAUAGAUCGUCAACGCCAACAAGACGCUGCAAAUCCAACUGCUUUCACCAAAGCCGAACCAAAAGUUUUCGUCUAUCCAUCACGAAAAAUAGCCGGUAGCGACGGUGAGGCGGUAGAAGUUCGCAUUCCGGCAGAUUAUGUGACUUUUACGCAUGUUUCUACGAAGACCAUUUGGGGGACUGGAAUUUAUACCGCGGAUUCGGAUGUUGUUAAAGCAAUUGGUCAUUCUGGUUCCUAUACACUCCCGAAACAAACACCUUCACAUGAUCUGGCUGUGACGCUACGCUUUCUUCCAGGUUGCAAACAGUAUUUUGGAAGUACUAAUAACGGGCUACGUUCUGAAGAUGUGGCAAGAUAUAAAUCUAGUUUUGUGAUUGAAAAGGUCAAAGAGAUUCCGAAAGGAAGUGCUGUUUGA
Messenger RNA from Ambispora gerdemannii, 849 nucleotides. Lineage: Eukaryota; Fungi; Glomeromycota; Glomeromycetes; Archaeosporales; Ambisporaceae. The record is from the annotation of a GenBank genome assembly.